Molecule: messenger RNA, 674 nt
Organism: Lactuca virosa
Lineage: Eukaryota; Viridiplantae; Streptophyta; Magnoliopsida; Asterales; Asteraceae
Source: the annotation of a GenBank genome assembly
AUGUCUGAAUACAGAGCUGAAGAUGAGUUCACUAGAAACGAAUUCAAUUUAGAAACAAAAUCUACGAUCGGGGUCGAAUUUGCUACCAGGAGUCUUAACGUUGAUGGCAAGGUCAUCAAAGCUCAGAUUUGGGACACCGCUGGUCAAGAAAGAUAUCGCGCGAUUACAAGUGCUUACUACCGAGGAGCAGUUGGGGCUCUACUCGUGUACGACGUAACACGCCGCGCGACUUUUGAAAACAUCGAGAGGUGGUUAAAGGAGUUACGGGACCACACGGAUCCCAACAUCGUUGUGAUGUUGAUUGGAAACAAAUCGGACCUCCGUCACCUCCUUGCAGUGUCAACCGAUGAGGGAAAAACAUUAGCGGAAGCAGAGUCCCUUUGUUUCAUGGAAACCUCCGCAUUGGAAGCAACUAAUGUUGAAAAUGCUUUUAGUGAAGUGAUUACACAAAUUUAUAGGAUUGUGAGCAAGAAAGCGGUUGAAGGUGGUGGGGACACGGGGUCGGUUCCGGCUAAAGGAGCCGCGAUUGAUGUUAGGGAUGAGUCUGUGGGCCCCAAACGGUUCGGGUGUUGCUCGGGUUAGGGUUAGGGUUUAGGGUUGUGUUAAUUGGCCAUGAGAAUCUGUUUGAGAAGGUGUAAGGGCUUGUGGUAUAGUAUGAAUUGGUAUGGUUUUGG